GGCCAGAACGGAACUUCCGUCCUCGCCUGGUCCUACAAAGGAAAAAAAUAAGAGUCGGGCGUUUAUAAAUGGGGACUAUCAGCUCUCCUUUGCUAUAUCAGCUUCGGUUCGUUGAACACAGAGGUCCACGCCACUGAGAGUCACAAAAAGAAGCGUUUUUAACAUCGACGGCAUGAUUUCUGGAACACAAGCGCUACUUUUCUGCGCGCUUCUCCUCUGCGGUCAGCAGGAAGCGGCUCCCUCCCCACGCGGACGUUGCGCAGAGGGUCUUUGCUCCUUUCAAGUUCUCCUGGACUUUCGAGGUGCGGAAAACUUCUGCAAAGACUUAAACGGGAAGCUGUUUUCGUCCAAAGACAUAAAGACAAUUAUUAGCCUACUGAGGGGACUCAGCGGUAGAUUCUGGCUGGGCAACAACGAAAAAGCAAGUCUCCACGACUGCCCCGCCGUCUCCGUGACGGGGGGGCAGAAUGUCACGGCGCUGACGGUGCCGUGCAAAGACAAACUGGACGGCCAAGUGUGCCAGUAUGAAUCCGACAAUGUCUGUCGUCCUUUUCAGGCGAGCGCAGGCGCAAAGGUUAAGUAUACCACAAUUAAAGGCUAUGAGCUGGUCGAUUCGGAGAUGCUUCCACCCGGGACCUUCGCCAUAGUGGGAGACGAUAAAUACCCUGAUUCCAAGCAUUUGUGCUCCUCCAGCUGGAAUACAGCCCCCUGGAACUGCGAGGUGCUGAACGGCGGCUGCGAACACAGUUGUAGUUCAGGCGCGUGCAUCUGUCCCAUCGGACACACGCUCCAUCCCAACAACAUCUCCUGCAUCACGGACUCGUGCGCCGCUUGCGCGCAGGAGUGCCAACAAAAAGGUGAUAGCUACGUAUGCAAAUGCUAUGAAGGCUACAGGCUGGCUCAGGACGGGACGAGCUGCGAGGACGUGAAUGAGUGCGAGGAGAAGAGUGACAUCUGCACAUCUGAGGGUGAGAAAUGUGUGAACAACAAAGGAGGAUACAAAUGCGAGUGCGCCGAUAACUUUGUGGAGGAGGAUGGAACGUGCGUAAAUAAUGCAAUCUGUUUUAAAUGCGAGCAUGAGUGUGACAAGAUCAACGGGGUGUUCCAGUGUGUGUGCAAUAAGAAUUUCAGGGUGUCACUUAAAGACCCAACCAAGUGUGAGCGUCACUGCGGUCAGAGUCAAUGUCCAGCCUCUUGUGACCCCAACCCAGACCUGGAGAAGAAGGACAUGCAGCAAUGUUUCUGCCCCGAUGGCUACAUUUUAGACAGAAUUAACCAGACUUCUAUCUGCUACGACAUUGAUGAAUGUGAGCAGCAGAACCCGUGUGACCACAGGUGUGAGAACAUGUUCGGAGGUUAUAGGUGUUGGUGCGAUGAGGGGUUCAAGCUGGUAGAAGAAGAGUGUGUGAGACUGGAAAAUGAGGGCGAUGAGCUUGGAUCAGGUUUAUCUUCUGAACUUGUCACUCCAGGCAACGUUCAGACACCUGCUUUGCCCUCUUAUGUUAAAGCUGGCAGCGUCAUGGGCAUCACCAUGUUCUUGGUGCUGAUCGCGGUGCUGCUGCUCUUCCUGGCCAGAAAAAUAGUGAAACGCUGCGGCAGAUUUACAUUGACCACCUUUAAACACCCAGAUAUAGACAUUUUCUACCUGCAGCAGGUGACAACUGAUACAUACAAGAGGUUAUCAUUUGACAAACAGUGACAUUUUUAAUCAGCAGUUUACUGAGGAUGCUCGUGCAUCGCUUUGCUGCACAGACUUACAUCACUGAUAGGAGAAAAUUUUACUUUGAGCCAAAUCACAAGUUUUAUUAUUUUCUUCAGCUUUACUGACUGUUUAGGUUUGAACAUCUGGUGGUUUUAUGACUUUUACACCCUUUUCAUGAAAUGUAAACAGUUUGCACAUAAAAAUAUCAACACCCAACAGUUGGCAAGAUGAUAAUGUACCUGGGAGACAGAUUUUAGGUGUGGCCCCGUGCCCCACCAGGCCAGAAUGUUGGCGCUUGUCUUGUCUAAAUCACUUAAAAUUCUCAAAAUAUGUUGGACUGUGGUUAAAAUAACAUGAUCAUUGCUGUCUUGCUGACAGUUUCCGUCAUUCCCACAACAGAAUUCGAGUGUUUUUGUAACAUUAUUUCUUGUUUUUGUUUGUGGAGUUAAAUGAGUAUUUUUUUAUUCUAAUAUGAUUUAUUGUGAAGGGAAAAAUAUGUUUGUAUCAAGUAAAAUGCAUAAUAAUUGCUGCUGUCAUGUAGUCCCUCACUGUCACAGAUUUUGUUUUUUAAUUUUAAUAAAAUAGUCCUGAUUUUGGGGAUUUUUAACAUUUGGAACACACAGGCUUUGCCCUGUGGGUUCAUAGUUACUGAACUUCAGCUUAUAUCCGCAUCAGAUAUGUUAAUGCCAAGGUGUAACGCUGUCUUUACACUGCUGCCUGACAUUUACAAGAGACUGAAUGUUUUUAACUUUUCUCUACAACAGGCUGAUCAUCACAGAUCAGCUUCACCUGAAUGUAAACUGUGCUGCUACUGACAAUAAAGAUGUAUCUUGCACCUCGCUCAGAGAUGUUGAGCUGCUAACAGCCUCUCUGCAACCUUUCACAUGAUGCAGUAUUUAUUUGCUGUCAGAUGAUUUACGGUAUGUUUUUGGUUUGUAUCCUGGUGUCAAAUGGAGACAGACCACAUGUUUAAUCUCUCAGUUAACUUUGCUUUAAACUCUUUAAAUGUCUAAACUAAGAACAAAAGCAAUGAACAAUUAUGAAAUCGAUGUUUUUUCGCAUAUGGUUCAAAUAAAAGUUAAUAAUAUAUUAACAUAGUUAAA
Melanotaenia boesemani (Boeseman's rainbowfish) is the source of this 2805-nucleotide messenger RNA. RefSeq names its product thrombomodulin-like. Gene Ontology annotation, molecular function: transmembrane signaling receptor activity; calcium ion binding. The transcript has 2 exons. Lineage: Eukaryota; Metazoa; Chordata; Actinopteri; Atheriniformes; Melanotaeniidae. Bases 173 to 1699 code for a protein of 508 amino acids. Gene Ontology annotation, cellular component: membrane. The record is from RefSeq and is a predicted model, not a curated record.